UAAGAUAUUUCAGGCAUGCCUCUUACGUACUGUAAACAAGUGAUAACAAACACCAAUGACAAAUUUGUUAAGCUGCAUCCUUUAAUUAACCUUGUCCAUCCAUCAGCUGUAUUGAAAUUGUCUUUUAUGUUCAGAUGCGGGCAAUCCAGUUUACAUGUAUGAAUUUGGAUAUCGUGCUGCCGUGCACAAAGGCUCCAGACCCACUUUCGUGAAGGCAGAUCAUGGUGACGAUGUCGGCUUUGUGUUUGGUGGAUGUUUCUGGAGUGGAAUUGUAAAAAUGAUUGGAAAUAUUACCACAGAGGAUGAACAACAUUGUUUAACGAUAAUGAAAUACUGGGCCAAUUUUGUCCGUGCUGGUUCACCCAAUGGGCCAGGCCUGGUCGCUUGGCCUCAGUAUGACAGGCAGAAGCAGGAGUACAUGGAGCUUGAUGUGAAACAAACUGUUCGACAAAAACUGAAGAAGGAUAGAGUCCAUUUUGCAACGGUCAUUCUCCCUCAGAAAGUGGAAAUGUUAGCUGCAACAGCCAUAUCUGGAAACUGAACUCUAAAAAUGGUUGCUUUGUGUCUAUUGCUACUACUUCAAGGAUGGAGAUUGUUUUACACCUCUGCCUCAAAUGAGUGGCAUGACCCCUUAUAACCUUUGAGUAAUGAUUACCGUACUAGAGUAUGU
Messenger RNA from Hippocampus comes (tiger tail seahorse), 670 nucleotides. Its product is annotated as carboxylesterase 5A-like. Lineage: Eukaryota; Metazoa; Chordata; Actinopteri; Syngnathiformes; Syngnathidae. The transcript is spliced from 3 exons. Bases 155 to 541 code for a protein of 128 amino acids. The record is from RefSeq and is a predicted model, not a curated record.